UACGAUAAUGACAUUUGAUGAACAGAUUGCGAUAUAGGAUGACGACUACGAGUAUAAUGGAUGAAUUUAGCUAAUGAAAUUAUUUAUUGCAGUUAAAUAAUAUUCCAUUAUAAAACAUAUCAUUAAAUACAGUAUUGUGUAGUGUAAUUUAACAUGAUGAAUUCUAGGAUUAUAGUUGGAUUGGUAGGUAUAUCAUGUGUAUUAAUGACAUGGAUCUUCGCGCAGCUAUACCAUGAGCUACUUAAUGCUUACGAACAAUCCGGAAAACUCAUGGUUAUGGAAUAUACAUGGUUUUUCCGGUUACUGUUAAAUUUAGCAGGAUAUGCAACAGUCCUACUGCCUGGAUUUAUUUUAUACAAAUAUUUAGACAAAUCAAACUAUUUCGAUAAGAUAGGGAACACGAGUUGCAUAUCAAGAACACUGUUCGCUUGUUUCGGCGAGCCCGGCGAACGGAUACCCGAGACGGUGAAGUUACCUAAAGUGGACGAGGGCACGUCGAGAGAGGGCUUCGAGUUGGCCUUCUGUUUCACGGGUCUGAUGAGUGCUUACCUAGUGUGGGGUUUGUUGCAGGAGAAAAUCAUGACCCAGAACUACGUGAUGGCCGACGGUACCCUGAUCAAGUUCAAUGACUCCCAAUUCCUGGUGUUCAUCAACCGGCUGUCGGCGUUUCUCAUAGCGGUCGGGCGGCUGCUGUGCAGCCACCAGCCCUUGGUCGCGGCGCCCCUCUACAAGUUCUCCUACUGCUCAGUCACCAACAUCAUAAGCGCGUGGUGCCAAUACGAGGCGCUGAAGUAUGUUAGCUUUCCUACACAGGUGCUAUCCAAAUCGUGUAAAGUGAUACCCGUAAUGCUGAUGGGUAAACUGAUCUCGAGGAAGAAAUACGAACUGUACGAGUAUGUGACGGCUGUGCUCAUUUCUAUUGGAAUGGUGCUCUUCAUAUUUGGCAGCCAUGACGACUCCACAGUGUCAACAGUGACAACAAUGUCGGGGCUCACACUACUGGCGCUGUACAUGCUGUGCGAUAGUUUCACGUCGUCGUGGCAGGGGGCGCUGUUCACGCGCUACAGCUGUACCUCGCUGCAGAUGUUGUGCGGCGUCAACUUGUUCUCGUGCGUGCUCACCGCGUCUGCGCUCGCGCAGCACAAUACAACUAUAUAUUCGUUGAGACUGUUGCAGCAUCCGGUGUUCGCAUUCGACUGCCUUUUGCUGUCGGCGAGUUCAGCAGUGGGCCAGCUGCUUAUAUAUCGCACGAUAGCGCGAUUCGGUGCUGUGGUGUUCACCAUUAUUAUGACUCUCAGACAGGCGGUAUCAAUUCUUCUCUCGUGUCUAGUCUACGGUCACGUCAUAUCAGUCGGCGGGGUGCUCGGAGUGAUGCUAGUGUUCGCCGCAGUAUUCCUGGGAGUGUACUGCAGGCAACGGUUGCGCAAGCGAAGGCCCGCUAACGUGUAGCGACAGUGUGCUCUUUCAGAGACUAAUAUUGCAGUUUUUAGAUGUUACACAGUUAGUGUACGGAUUUAUUCGGAAUACUAAAAAUAGUAAAUGAAAAAAAAUCAUUGUUUCAACGAAUAUUGUUGACUGUUUCAAUGUUUAUUCAAAAAAGUCGCGUGGAAUUAUUAUGUAUACAUUUGGUACCUUGUCGUAAUAACCGUUUAUGGAUUUAGUUGAAAAAAGUCGACGGGUUUAAAUAAUUUCACUGUGACAAGGGCCUAUUUAUGUGUACGUAACAUUACACGUGACUAAACAGAUUUAUCUGUUAAGAGUCUGCACACACGACAACAGUGCCAAUUUUUAUCUAUUUGACGUUGUUUUAAUAUUAAAAACAUGGUAGUGGUAGUAAACCGCUUUAGAGCGGAUACUAUAACUAAUUAAUCUAUAUUUAUAGAUUAUUGAUUACAAAAAAAUGUAUUUACGUGUGGUUUGUGCUUGACGCGCAUUUUUCUCGCUUUUUAGCUCUGUCCUUUUCACCCAUUAUUUGUUAUGGGUCGAAAGUUUUGACUGUUGAAGUACCAACGAUCUUUAUGUACUUAAUACUUGUCCGAGCGAUUGGAAGAAUGCCUUUAUUAAAAAGAAGCGCGCUUACAGUUAAUAAGAAACUAAUGCCAUGCGUUUAAAGUACGAUAAAAUUACUCAUUGUAUCCUGCCAAAUGGCGUCGUUGAGAUAGAGUAUUGAUAAAUUCAAGUCAUAAAUUUACUUAAUGUUAAAAUUGAUUUUAUCUUUUUAUGCCUAAAGACCGUAUUACACGAGCAUUUAUUUUACACUUUCCUCAAACCGCUUGACCGUUUACUGACCACUUAAUAUAGCUUGAAAGGAUCGAAAAGUACGGAAAAUUGUAAGGAAUGGGAAUAGAUAGGGGGAGAGAAGACAAUUUGAACUGUAUUGUAAAAAUAUUAUCCUGUUAAACAAUGCUUAUUAUAUGAAUGAAUUAGCCAGGUCUAUUUCUCGCUAGAGAUUGAUCCGUAACUAUAGGCGAAAUUUGAAUUGUUACGAUUGAUCAUUUUAUAUUUAGUUGUGUUAUAUCACAUAUUUUUGAUAAAUACCUAAACAUAGAAUGCGCAUAUGCAUUUGAUUGCAAGAAAAUAUAAAAUCAAAGUUGCCGAUCUUUCGUCGGCGGAAGAUCGGCGACGAUCGAACUGAGCAGGAGUGCCCUAUAUCCCUCUUAGUGUGACCGAGAUUAUAAGUUGUAUAAUCUGGCCCCUAGACAAAGGACAAACGUAGAUAGAGUCAUCGUUAGCAAGUUUAUCACAUUGAAUGAGAUGUACAGUAUUGUUCUUUCCCAUGUGAGCGUUGACCGAUCGUUUCUAUUGAUAGAUUCGUUUGUACCUUGUCAAGGAGAGCAGAUGUAUUAAGUUUCCAUCUGCUGUAGUAACAGAAGAUCGGCGACCAAAUAUCAGGCCUAUUACAUUUUAAUAUCUUUAGAGUUAUUUGUGAAUUAUACACACGAAGCGUGUAAAAGUGUCAAGACUAAAGCGACGUGAUGAUAGAUCGAAACCUAAGGUACACCAAAAGAGCUGACCUGUGAUGAUUUGUAUGUUGUAACGUUAUGAAGUAUCAUUUAUGAAUGAGAUUAGUGGUCUAGAGGAUUUUCGUUGGCCUUGAAGGAGCCACGGAUUCAAACCGUCCGGAAAUGUCCUGUAUUCUGAUAAUUUUCAUCUAGCGGACUAGUCACAUCGUUUUAUUUCGUGAUGGGGACAACUGACUUUUGUUCCAGUAGUGACAUUGCACAAAUGGCGCAAAUAUUAAGUUUGUUUCCAAUUAAUAUAUUGCCAGUGUUUAUUCUUAAUAAUUGCUAGGAGCACAUAGACAAGGAGUUUUUGUUUAUGAUCGAGAACUAGAUACACUUUUUACAUCUGUACUAAUAUUAUAAAGAAAACAUAUUAGAUUUUUGGUAUAUUUAUUUGUAAUGUAAUAAUUCAAAAACUACUUAACCGACUUUAAAAAUUCUUUCACUUGUAGAAAGCUACAUUAUCAGCGAGUAACAUAUACUAUAUAAUAUUAUCGAAUAUGACACCUAUGCAAACUCGGGGUGGAUCGCUAGUAUAUAAUAAAUCGAUAAGCAACGACUUCUAUCAGAGACGAAGUUUCCUUUGUCUCAUUUAUAGUCUAGUAAAAAGAAUUAAUUUCUACUGUAAUCGAUUAACAUAAUGUAUCACUUAUACGGAGCUAAAAUGGGCCAGUUGUCCCAUUAUCGGAUAAUACGUGCGACUAGUGGGGUAGAUGGGAUAAUUUAUAUCCGCAUAAUAAAUAAUCUUCGUUUUGUAAUUUCUCUGUAUUGCGCAUAUUAAUCUAUGAUUCGGUAAUGUAUUGGCGGUUCAUCAAGACACCAAUUUAAGAUUGUUCCACAAAAAACCGGCUUUCGAUAAAAAAAAACACAGAAGCAAAUAAAACCUUUCAAUUAAAAAAUAAACAUAAACUCGGUUUAGUAUAUAAGAGAUAUCCAUAUUAAAUAACUCUUGAACUGUUAAUUUUUAGACCAUUAAGUAAAUGAACGAACGAAUAUAAAAAGUAAAUUUCUUGUAAAGAGAUCUGAAUUUCCUAAACCCCAAGGAAUACGACUCGAAGUAGACAAACGGUUCACUUGCCAACCGACUUCAAAAAUGAGGUUCUCAUUCAAUAUCAUUUUUAUUUUAUAUUUGUUACUUUAUAACUCCGUCAAUUAUAAACAGGUUUGAAAAAUUCUUUUUUUUUUUUAUCUAUAAGGAUAUACUUUCAGAUCGAUCCCAUAGAAGUUUUAUCGAAAUCGGUUCGGUAGUUUAGUUUUUAAAUAAAAA
Molecule: messenger RNA, 4269 nt
Organism: Galleria mellonella (greater wax moth)
Lineage: Eukaryota; Metazoa; Arthropoda; Insecta; Lepidoptera; Pyralidae
Gene: sll
Product: adenosine 3'-phospho 5'-phosphosulfate transporter 1
Exons: 9
Coding region: 154-1449 (431 amino acids)
Biological process (GO): transmembrane transport
Cellular component (GO): Golgi membrane; endoplasmic reticulum membrane
Molecular function (GO): 3'-phosphoadenosine 5'-phosphosulfate transmembrane transporter activity
Source: RefSeq, a predicted model, not a curated record